Aspergillus calidoustus is the source of this 1194-nucleotide messenger RNA. The record is from the annotation of a GenBank genome assembly. NCBI's taxonomy places the organism in Eukaryota, Fungi, Ascomycota, Eurotiomycetes, Eurotiales, Aspergillaceae.
AUGGCGGAAUUUAUCCGGUCUGAGAUUCUGGGCACCACCUUCGAGACCACUAGCAGGUAUGCGAACUUACAACCCGUCGGUCUCGGUACCGCAGGCAUCGUAUGUUCCGCCUAUGACUUGAUCUCCGAGCAAGCGGUUGCCGUUAAGAAGAUGAUGAAGCCCUUCGACAGCACGGCCAUUGCGAAGCGAACGUACCGAGAAGUGAAGCUCCUGAAGCAUCUGCGACACGAUAACUUGAUCAACAUGAGCGACAUUUUCAUCUCUCCGCUGGAAGACGUCUACCUCGUCACCGAACUUCUUGGGACAGACCUGCACCGGCUCCUCAGCGCAAAGCCCCUAGAAGGCAAAUUCGUCCAGUACUUCACAUACCAAAUCCUUCGUGGAUUAAAAUACAUACACUCUGCGGGCGUUAUCCACCGCGACCUGAAACCGGGCAACAUCCUCAUCAACGAGAACUGCGAUCUCAAGAUCUGUGACUUCGGGCUUGCACGGCUGCAGGAACCUCAGAUGACCGGGUAUGUGUCAACGAGGUACUACCGCGCACCGGAGAUCAUGUUGACCUGGCAGCGGUAUGGGAAGAAGGUUGAUAUGUGGAGUGUCGGUUGCAUUGUCGCGGAGAUGUUGCUGGGUCGGCCGUUGUUCCCAGGGACGGACCAUAUUAAUCAGUUCUAUCUCAUCACGGAACUUCUAGGGAAUCCGCCGGAUGAGGUCAUUGAACGGAUUACAACGAAGAAUACUCGCCGGAUGAUGCAGUCUCUCCAAAAGUUCAAGCCAAAACCACUCAGGGAGGUGUUCCCGGCCGCUGACGACGAAGCCAUCAACCUUCUCGAAAAACUCCUUGUCUUUGACCCAGACCAACGCUAUUCCGCUGAACAGGGUUUGAAACACCCAUACAUGGCACCGUACCACGACCCUAUGGACGAGCCCGUCGCAACUGAAAAGUUCGACUGGUCUUUCAAUGACGCCGAGCUUCCCAAAGAGACGUGGAAGAUCAUGAUCUACUCCGAAGUCCUCGAUUUCUUCCAAAUGGGAACCCUCCCCAAUGAUACCCAACCCAUCGACCAGACCCAGCCCCAGUUCCAACUCCCUACCGACCUAUUCCCUGACAUCGACCUCCAAGAGCUUCCAGCAACCAUAGACCCGACUACGUUUGCGCAAAUGGAUUUCUUCGCCGACGGGCAGUUGCCUGUGUAA